This is a messenger RNA of Pundamilia nyererei, 2279 nucleotides long. It is a transcript of the gene haus3, whose product is annotated as HAUS augmin-like complex, subunit 3. The transcript is spliced from 6 exons. The coding region runs from base 154 to 2094 and encodes 646 amino acids. Lineage: Eukaryota; Metazoa; Chordata; Actinopteri; Cichliformes; Cichlidae. Gene Ontology annotation, cellular component: mitotic spindle; HAUS complex; microtubule organizing center. The record is from RefSeq and is a predicted model, not a curated record. Gene Ontology annotation, biological process: microtubule organizing center organization; spindle assembly.
CUGCCGUUAAACUGGAAGAAGAAGAGGAGUUGGCAACACUGCUCGGUUUGGAUGUUUGGCGCGAACCUAUAAAUGGCGAGAAGAAGACGCUAAAGACCGGAGGUUUCGUCUUUUAAAAUUAAAAUUCACAGUGUUGUGGGAAACAGGUUAAACAUGUUAGACGGUGGACAGUUUGUGGAGGCCCUAGGCCGCCUGGGUUAUCCUGGUUCAUCAUCACUGAAGGCCUCAGAGUUCGACUGGCUCUUUGACUGUGCUCCGGAGAACCUUCACUUCUUGCGGUUUGUCUGUCGGACUCUCAACCAGAGCAACGUCCUCACCCCAGAGGAGGCACGUGCCUUUCAGGAGCUACAAAAUUCCGGCAAACCAAUUUUAGAUGAAACCGCCUUGAGUGAAGUUCUUAAAACCAUUGGAAAUUCACAUGGGAGCAGUGGUAAGAUCUUGGGGUCAUCCUCUUCAUCAUCUAUGUUUGCGGCAGAGGAGACUUUCCCUAUAGAGGACUUGGAGGCAGAGCUCCAGGCCCUGCGUAAAGAGAAAGAAUUGAAGCAGCGACGUUAUAACAAGCUGCAGGUUGUCGCCACUUCCCGUGCAGAUGUUGACCUGCGACUCACUGCAGAGCUGGAGAGCACUUCAUGUAAGCUCAACGAGGCCAACUCUUCUAUUGGAGCUGAGAAUGCUGACACCAACACACUGUUACAAACCCUAACAGAUGAGGUCAGCAAUCUUGCAUCAUAUUUUCCAGUUCAGCCAGAAGCCAAACCAAAGGGAAAAGACCCUCCUGUUUCCCAGAAGCCCACUUUUCUCCUCUCUCAGCUUCCCUUGGAUCCAUACCUGCAUCAGGAGGAGCUCAACACUAAAGCCCUUGCUGCCUUCACACAGAAACAUUUUUUCCAGGGCAUAUCAGCCAUUGUUGAGAGUUCCUGUUCUGAGCGUUUCCAGGUCCUUGACCUCAGUUCUUGUGAUGAUGGAAAAGAGGAGGAGACUGGGCACGAGGGAGAGGAGCGGCUGGUCGAUCGCAGGAGGACUGAGGUGGCCAGACUUCAGUGGUCUCAUAUUGUUGCUCAGCACCAACUGAUGCAGGCUAUGGCUGAGGAGAAGAGCGUCAGGGCUGGACUAGACUGGCUGUCAGACAAGUCUUCUCAUACUAAGAGCAUUUCCACCUCCUCCUCACUACAUGUGCGUGAGGUUGUGUCCAGAAAGGAGCUGCAGGCUGUGGAAGCGGAGCUGGAAGCUCUGCUUCAUGGACCAGUACCUGCUGCCCUGAGGGAGUCAGCCAGACUGCUUAAUUUACCAGUAGUGAGGGGAGACCUGGCUUUGCAAGUGGCCAGGCAGGACUACUACACCUCCAGACAGAAUCAGGUACGAGACUACUUGCUCCGUCAGAAAGCCUCUUUUGACUUGCUCCUACUGGCUCAGGAGAUGGAGUUAAGAAGGUGGAAGAUGUGUCAGAAGCACCUGUGUGAUGUUAAAGGCAAGCUGAAAAAGGAAGGUGAAGAAGUGUCUCUCCGGAUCAAGUCUCUGGCACAUCCUGACCUGAUAAUUAACCCUAAACCCAACCCUAUCAUCAGCUCUAAAGAUGCAGCUUUCAGCAGACUCCUUCAGAUGCUUGACUAUGAUUCAGCCCACAGUCGAUCAGAGCCUUUUCGAACAUAUGAAGCGUUGGACCAAGCUGCUAGUAAUCUAGCAAACAACCUCCAUUUGAUCAAAGAUGCUCUGGCUGGCGCUGGCCGUGAGCAGUGUUUCACAGCAGCUCGUCUUUAUGGCGACUGUGAGUCGCUCCACAGGGCCUUGUACACUGAAUUCCAGCAGCUGGUUUUGGGCCCGCAGGUACGUCUAACUGAGCAGGAGCUCCUUUGCCCCAGUGCACAGGAGCUCACAGCGAAGCUCAUGGAAGCAGAGUCUCAGCUGCAGAGUUUACAUCAACUAAUGCAAGAAAUUCUGGGAGAAAUUAAAACCAAGCGUUCUCAGCUGGAGCGUAAUGCCCUCCUCAGGCGGGAGAGGGAAUUGUACAUCUACUUUCACUUGGAUGCCCGACUGCUGCAGAAAAUAGUUGAAGAUCUGGAAAGGAAAAUGUCUGCAAAGAGAGGGCAGCAGUAAAACGUCAGAGAUUAUUUACAGGCGGCUCAGGCACUCUCCGUGCUUGAGCUGAAAAAACAAAAAUUAUCUUUGCUGAUAAUCUAGUUUCAUCUUUUUGUGUUGGAGAUGGAGCUGUUUAUAUGGGAUUCAUUUGAAUGUGUUUAAGUCAUGUAAACAUUCAUAAGUGAAAAGCAUCCAUGAUUGUG